AUGGCCCGACUUCCGGAUCUCAUUCGAGAUUCUAAGCUAGAGACAUAUUUUCUCCCGGACUGUAGCGUAGAGACAGUCCACAAGUUCCAGGAGUCAGACCCGACUUCUGGACAGCGCCUCGUGACAAGAUUGGAGCAUUGGCAGCGGCAACAGAGAGUCGGACGUGGUGGGUUUGGUAGUAUCUGGCUAGAGAAACUCACCAAAGGUGGGCGGCCAGGGGGCAAAGCUCAGUAUGGUGCACUCCGAGCAGUCAAGCAGAUUGACAUAGAUACGCGUCUCAGGCCCAUCGACUAUGAUCGUGAAUUGGAGGCAAUUGCUAAGUUCUCACAUUAUCGCUAUGAAAGAUGCUUUGUCAAGUCAUUCGGAUGGUACGAAGGACCAGGCCAGCUCUUCAUAGCAAUGGAAUACCUUGAGUUCGGCGACCUUUUCGCUUAUCUACAUCAAAAACCUCCAGUACCAGAAGAAGAAGCGAAGGAAAUUGCAUAUCAGAUUCUCGAUGGUCUGAAUAUGAUGCAUGAGAAUGGGUUUGCUCACCGAGACUUAAAACCAAACAAUAUCCUUAUCAAAUCACACCCUCCUGGAGACAAAUGGUGGAUUAAACUGGCAGACUUUGGUAUCACCAAACGCAUCGAAGAAAGCCAUGGGCAAUCGACAACACUGAAAGGCACCCCGAGAUAUUUUGCCCCUGAAAUUUGGGGGCUCGCUGAGCGAGGCAGUGCAUAUGCCACUGAUAUUUGGGCUCUUGGAGAGAUCGUAUUCGAGAUACUCACCAAAAAACCUGCCUUUGCGACUCUCGGAUCGCUUGCAGGUUACAAAUCUCAGCAGGAAUUCCCAGUCACCGUGCUUACCGAUGCUGGUCUCAGUCAACCAGGCAUUGACUUUGUGGUUUCACUUAUGUGUCUUAAUCCUAAUGAUAGAAUGACGGCUAGCUCUGCUAUGUCAAGCGUGUGGAUACAAUCGCUAAUACUCCAACCCUCCGAGCCCGCGAAAGCGAUUGAAGACAAGCCAAGGAUCCCAUCUCCAGUUACAAUCAUGACUGAAGAGUUUGCGUCAUGGACUACAGUGCUUUCUUCAGAAGCGCCAGAGGGUGCCUUUCAUAGCAUGUCUAGUGCAAAUACUGCAGUGGAGGUGGUCAAUGCUCCCCCAGGGAAGACUAUCGGGACACAGAAAGAAAAGAUAUAUUCUUCUCAAGAGACUGCAGUGCCGGAAGUUAUGAAAGGUCAAGGUCAAAUCGAGACACUUGAGCUCCGCCCUACAGAGCCUAAAAGCCAGCACCGAACUGCUGACUGGCUCCGUCGCCAGGGACGGCACAAAGAGGCCGAAAACAUGUAUCGACAAGCUCUUCAAGAGCGAGAAAAGGUGCUAGGCCAUGAUCACGAAGAAACACUUGAUUCUACACACUGGGUUGGUGUCUCACUCUAUAACCGGCGUCAGUACAAAGAGGCAGAAACCGUAUUUCGACAAGCUCUUCAAGGGCGAGAGAAGGUGCUAGGCUAUGGUCAUAAAGACACACUAUAUUCUGCCCACUGGCUUGGUUAUUCACUCUACGCCCAGGGGCAGUAUGAAGAGGCAGCAAUCAUGUACCGAAAAGCUCUUCAGGGGCGAGAGAAGGUGCUAGGCCAUGAUAAUGAAGAAACACUCAAAUCCGAACACUGGCUUGGUCUCUCGCUUCAUCGUCAAGGACAGUAUAAAGAGGCAGAGACCGUGCUACGACAAGCCCUUCAGGGGCGGGAGAAGGUGCUAGGUCACGAUCACGAAGAAGCGCUCAGAUCUGCACACUGGCUUGGUCAUUCACUCUAUAACCAGGGUCAGUACAAAGAGGCAGAAACUAUGUUCCGAAAAGCCCUCCAGGGGCGAGAGAAGGUGCUAGGUCAAGAUUAUAAAGAGACACUCUACUCUGCACACUACCUCGGUCUCUCGCUUUAUCGCCAAAAAGAGUAUAAGAAGGCAAUAACUGUGUUCCGACGAGCUCUUCAGGGGCGAGAGAAGACGCUAGGCUAUGACCAUGAAGAAACACUCGAUUCUGCAUACUGGCUUGGUCUCUCGCAAUAUUACCAGAAGCUGUACAAAGAGGCAAGAAGUACGUUCCGACGAACUCUGCGUGGGCGAGAGAAGACGCUAGGCCAUGAUCAUGCAGCAACACUGAACACUAGAAAGCACAUGGAGAAGGCCAAUAUGCAGUUAACCACCUAA
Penicillium vulpinum is the source of this 2193-nucleotide messenger RNA. RefSeq names its product Tetratricopeptide-like helical. NCBI's taxonomy places the organism in Eukaryota, Fungi, Ascomycota, Eurotiomycetes, Eurotiales, Aspergillaceae. The coding region runs from base 1 to 2193 and encodes 730 amino acids. Gene Ontology annotation, biological process: protein phosphorylation. Gene Ontology annotation, molecular function: protein binding; ATP binding; protein kinase activity. The transcript has 3 exons. The record is from RefSeq and is a predicted model, not a curated record.